Messenger RNA from Microthlaspi erraticum, 1005 nucleotides. The record is from the annotation of a GenBank genome assembly. NCBI's taxonomy places the organism in Eukaryota, Viridiplantae, Streptophyta, Magnoliopsida, Brassicales, Brassicaceae.
AUGGCUCACUACAGAUGCGACACCUGGGGACUUGAAAAAUCUUUGGAGUUUUACGUCUCCUUUUUCCUAAAAAGUUUCAAGAACAACAACAACGAUUACCUAUCAGCCAGAGUCGUUGCUUACUCCAAUGUUGGGUUGAUUUUGAUUUAUUCAAAGCCACUCAAGGAGAAGAAUGGAUCCUUUUACGUGGCUAAUCCGGUUUCACGGGAAUGCGUAGAAAUCCUCUUUCCUGAUACUCUUCCUCUAGGGUUUGAAACGAUUCAAGAGUGCCCGACCAUAGGAAUUGUCACUAGAACUGGUGACAAGGGCGUUGUUUUAAGUUACAAAGUUGUUCUCAUGGAUGAAAGGCAAAGAGAGACGAGUUUCACUUUCCUGAUAUAUUCAUCUGAGACAGGCUUGUGGAGUCUCACCACUUAUCAUCUUCCUUACUCUCUUAUCCUUCGUGGUUAUCGCUUAGCCAUCAGCUUAAACGAAAACCUUCACUGGCUCUCCUGGAACAGUCUCGUGGGAGGUAGAGUUGUUGUAUCCAUCGAUUUCUACGAUGGUUCUGAUCGAUGCCGUGUUACACCUUUCCCUGACUCGGAUAAAACUACCAAAUUUGAAAGAGCUUGCACAGCUUCUCAAGGGUUUCUCAUGUAUAUGAACAUAGUCUCUGAGGAUAAGCUAUGUCUAUGGAGGCUACAGAGCGACGGCUGGCAACUAAUAUCUGCAAUAUCCCCGGUGGCUUUGAUUUCGACCGGUUUAGAUUGUCCCGUGACAAUGAACCCUUUUGAUGGGAAAACAGCUUACUUUUACAGCAAGGAACAGGAAGGUUUGCUAUCUAUAAACUUGCACAAUGGCAAGUUUGUGCUCCACAAUCAGUUGGAACAUAGCAGAGACGACGGUCGCAUUAUAGUUUCCGUUAAAGGUCCUGGACUCAUGGAUUAUUUUAAAAAAUCAGACUGUUCCUCCUUCGUUCUCCCACAAUGGUUGCAUCGGAUCCCCAACACAAUGACAAGAGUUUAG